AGUGUUUGUCCGGACGUCGUGAGAGUUGGUUGUGGGCGGUUGGGGCCAGUGUGAGAGACGUUGAGAGGGAUCGUCAUAUUUUAACUACAUAUCUAAAUUUGGUGUGCCAUCAUGGAUCCCGAGGCAUUUUUAGAGUUGGCCAAUCAGGUCACAAAAUUAAAAAUGUUCCCAUAUUUUGAUAUAGCACAUUGCGUGAUUUGUUGUCUCUACGCCAGAGAAGAUGUUGGCACGGGCGCGCAGCCGUUCUCCCGGAAGCACCCGCUGGCCAACUGGGUGUCAUGCAUGCUAACCAUCUUCGCGGGGGGCAUCCUGACGAGCCUCCUGCUGGGGGAGCCUGCCUUGGGAGUCUUCAAGAACAACCAGCAGCUCAUGCUUGCCACCGCCGUCUGGUACGUCAUUUACUACUCGCCUUUUGACGUGGGCUACCACAUCGCCAAGUGCCUUCCUCUUAAAGUCGUCCUCGCUGCCAUGAAGGAAGUUUAUCGAGUGAAGAAAAUCAACGAUGGCGUGGGCCACGUUGCUAAGCUCUACCCUAACGGUUACGUCAUCAUGAUCAUCGUGGGCACCCUCAAGGGCAACGGCUCGGGGUUCAUGAAGAUCCUGGAGCGUCUCUCCCGCGGCGUCUGGACCCCCACGGCCGUAGAGUUCAUGCAGCCUGGCUUCGCCACGAAGGCCUCGAUCGCGGCGUCGCUGCUGUUCGUGCUCGACAGCAAGACUGACCUCAUCUCCGCCCCCCACGCCCUCGUCUACUUCGCCGUCUGCAUCUUCUUCGUCUACUUCAAGCUAUCGUCUAUUCUGCUGGGUAUCCACGACCCCUUCCUGCCGUUCGAGAACCUCUUCUGCGCGAUAUUCAUGGGGGGCGUUUGGGACUCCCUGUCCCGCACCCUCGGGGGGUCUAAAGGGGGAGCCUCGGGCACUGACAAGCAAGGCGACGCUCCCAAAAACGGUUAGCCCAUGUGCCGGCCGUGGAGUCUGUCAGGGACUUCUUCGAGGAUAUCUUCUAUUUCUUUCUAAAAUCUCGAUGAAGUGUCAUGUGAUUCUUCGAACUCAAUGCAACAACCUUCUAUGGUAACUUAUCUUCCGUAGUAAUUCGCUGGUUAGAAUUCUUACAUUUCUUUCACUCCAGCCUUUACUUCACUUAGUAGGAGUUGAUAAUUUCAGAAUCUGUAUGAUAUUUUAAUCAAUGAACUGCAAAGUUGGAUGAAGAACACACAUCGUCAUGAUUUUUAUAGGACCAUUGCGAAUACAGAUGUCGGGGGUGUCCAGUCUAAGUAAAUCACUGUAAAUGGAGAUGUAUGGACGUUUUUUUUGCCUGUUUCUUUCUAAAUUAAUUCGCAAAAAAUAAAUGAAUUUUAAUACGAUUGCGUCUCAAUCUUAUUUUUUAAUGAAAGCUCUACGUUGUUAAUCUAAUAAUAAAAGUGAUGGAAAGGCGGGUGUGUGAAUGUUAGUUGUUGAUAAGCAUUUAUAACGCAAUGCAAUGCAACACGCAAUGGAUGCAAGCAAAAUACCUAGCUUGAUACAAAGCAGCUAACUCGUGUAUUUUCUCAAGCACGCCAUCAACAUUUCUAGUCAUUGUGAAAAACGAUCGCCACAACCAAAUGUAAAAUAAAUAAUGCAUUAUGAGGAAUUAUUUAUUAUCGAAAGGAUUUAUAUACUCCAAUGAGCAGCAACCUGGUCUCCAACCGUUUUUAAACUCUUAGUAUCCUCACUGGUCGAAAAAAGGCUCAUUUCUUCUAUAGGAAAACAUUGAAAAUGCAAAUAUUAUGCAAGUUGUUAAUUCGAGUCAAACUGUAUUUUAAAAAAUUCCUAAUAAAAAGAUAGUGAU
Molecule: messenger RNA, 1825 nt
Organism: Hyalella azteca
Lineage: Eukaryota; Metazoa; Arthropoda; Malacostraca; Amphipoda; Hyalellidae
Product: trimeric intracellular cation channel type 1B.1
Exons: 8
Coding region: 112-951 (279 amino acids)
Biological process (GO): potassium ion transmembrane transport
Cellular component (GO): membrane
Molecular function (GO): identical protein binding; potassium channel activity
Source: RefSeq, a predicted model, not a curated record